GGCCUACAUAUUUUCCGCGAGCGUUCUCGUGCCUCAUGUCUUCUUUCCUGUCCAUCACCGCCUCCUGAACUCGUAUCAAUUCGUUCGUCCAAACUGCUAGACUCCCGAUCCUCCUGCCAGAGCGAAAUCUCAAGACUCACUUCCCGCCAUCAUGGCCCUGAUGCCGCCGCAACAGCCGCCAGGGCAAUCCGGAGAUAAACCAUGCGCGUUCCUCACCAUUCCGACAGAGUUACGGAUCAAGAUCUACGACUUGGUCUUCGAUAAAGUGGAGAUUGAAAUGCGACCAGAGCCGAUGCCCUUGAUAUACUCCAGGGGUGAAUCUUCCGUAGCCUUCAAAUCCCCGUUUCCUUUGGCUCUGCUACGAGUCUGCAAAAAGGUCAGAGAAGAGGCUCAGCCCAUUGCCAACAAAUGUCCCAUCUUCUGCAGUGGCUCACAACCCCCAAUUGGAAUUCCAGCUUUCAAGGGAAAGCCACAGAAGUGGAUGCAACGGAUCACCCAGAUGACAAUCUCAACUUUUGAAGUGAACAUUGAACAGUGGUUGGACCCUUUAGGCCGGCCGUUCUACCCAGCAUUGAAGCUUGUUCUGCUUGGAACCUAUCCAGAUGGUAAAUGUAUUGUGCGACCCUCGUUGAUACCAGGCACGACAUACAUCACGGCAGUGCUCAGCGGCAGAUCACAGUCAAAUGAGACCAACAUUCUUUCUGCGGCACUGACCAGCCGCUGGUUUACGAGACAUUUGAACUUGGACAAGACCAAAUCCCUCAUCGAACGAUGCCAUGUCACUGUCAAGAUCCCCUGUAAAUUAACUAUACAUUCAUCUCAUCCAAGAACCCAUCAGAGGCAUUAUGCUGAUGUCGCAGAAGGAGUGAUGGUCUGCAACGCGAGCGGCAUAACCUUGAAGGAAGUCCGAGAUCUCAGACGGGACAGCGAGAAGUGGUGAUGGCUUGAUGGUGACGGCCGUGACACGGAAGGGUGAUCUGAACUGGAUUGGAUUGGUAUUGGCGACGGUUGCAGAAGGCUGGUAACAUCCCACUGGAGGCUGGCUGAAGACGUGACACGGGAUCCCGUGCUAUUGGCAGAAAUCACUGGGUUAAUGGGCAAACAAUCGUAUCUUGCAGAAGGAGGGAUCAGGCUUUGAAGCUCUC
Cladophialophora immunda is the source of this 1145-nucleotide messenger RNA. RefSeq lists its product as uncharacterized. Lineage: Eukaryota; Fungi; Ascomycota; Eurotiomycetes; Chaetothyriales; Herpotrichiellaceae. The record is from RefSeq and is a predicted model, not a curated record. Bases 152 to 940 code for a protein of 262 amino acids. The transcript has 2 exons.